UGACAUUUUCUAAGAGAAAAGACUUGGGGGCUUGGGAACAUGGUUUGUCAAGUUGUAUUUAAAAAGGUUUGUGUCCGUGCUCUCUUCACAAAUCCCUCUCUGCCUCCAUCUCAACAUCUCUACUUCAGAAAGUUUUCAUACAAUCUUGCCAACAUGGCCCACCUCAGAGAGGCAUUGGAAUUGCUCACAGACACAUUCAAAGAAUACGCCGGAAGGGGCGGAGACAAAAACACUAUGUCCAAAGCAGAAAUUCGUGUCAUGCUCCGCAAGGAGUUUCCCAAUACAAACAUGGACACAGCUGAAAUGAAGCAUUUCUUCAAUAAGAUGGAUGCCGAUGGUGAUGGUGUUGUUUCUUUCAAAGAGUUUGUCCUUAUUGUAAAAGACUUCAAACUGAUUUACACUUAAGAAUAAAUGAUUUGGCCACAUUGCAUCAGUGGCGGAUGAUGUUGGUGUAAACUGGCAAAUAAAUAACAGUGCCACA
Messenger RNA from Epinephelus moara (kelp grouper), 481 nucleotides. Its product is annotated as protein S100-G-like. The transcript has 3 exons. The record is from RefSeq and is a predicted model, not a curated record. Bases 40 to 405 code for a protein of 121 amino acids. Gene Ontology annotation, molecular function: transition metal ion binding; calcium ion binding. Lineage: Eukaryota; Metazoa; Chordata; Actinopteri; Perciformes; Serranidae.